Molecule: messenger RNA, 907 nt
Organism: Onychostoma macrolepis
Lineage: Eukaryota; Metazoa; Chordata; Actinopteri; Cypriniformes; Cyprinidae
Product: zinc finger protein 184-like
Exons: 2
Coding region: 218-907 (229 amino acids)
Source: RefSeq, a predicted model, not a curated record
AGGAAGAAGAUUAGUUUCACUGCGCUCUCUUGUUUUGUUGUGAUGCUGUUUUAAUACAAACUGUUAGAAAUGUUGUUUCUAUGAAUAGAAAAAUACAGUUUUGAAUGAGGUCAAUGAAGAACUCUAAUAUUCUCAUCCUCACAGUCGUGACUAAGUUUUGAAGCAAGCAGGAAUAUCUGGAGGAGUAUCAUCUGAACUGAGAUCUGCUGCUGUGAAGAUGGUGUUUGUUAAAGAGGAGAGUGAGGAGGACACGAGUGAACCAGAAACCUGGAGAAUAAAACACGAGGAACCAGAAACCUGGAGAAUAAAACACGAGGAACCAGAAACCUGGAGAAUAAAACAGGAGGAACCAGAAACCUGGAGAAUAAAACACAAGGAACCAGACACAUGGAGAAUAAAACACGAGGAACCAGAAACCUGCAGAGUAAAACACGAGGAACCAGAAACCUGGAGAAUAAAACACGAGGAACCAGAAACCUGGAGAAUAAAACACGAGGAACCAGAAACCUGGAGAAUAAAACACGAGGAACCAGAAACCUGGAGAAUAAAACACGAGGAACCAGAAACCUGGAGAAUAAAACAAGAGGAACCAGAAACCUGGAGAAUAAAACACGAGGAACAAGGAGGCCUGAAGAAAAUGAAAGAAGAAAGACAAGAUCUGAAUGAGGUGGAGGAGAAAUAUCAGGAUCAGAAAGAUCAUGAUGUCAAUGGAGAAAAAUCAGUGAGUUGCAGCAUUCAAAUAACAGACGUCAAAAGGCCUUUCAGCUGCUCUCAGUGCAGAAAGAAUUACAAACAGAAAGGAGGCCUUAUUAAUCACAUGAGAAUUCAUAGUGAGGAAAAGCCUUUCAGCUGUUUUCAGUGCGGAAACACUUUCACUUGCAAUAAAAACCUUAAGAUCACAUGUUAA